AAAAUAUAUGUGAGCAAUUUGUAUUUGCUACAUUCUUGGAGACCUCAAGUCUUUGCCCUCCCUUUGGUAGCUCUUGAGAGCACUUCCUAAAUUCAUCGUCUUCUUAUUGAUCAAUAAUGUGCCGACAGCAGCAUCGCCAUGAAUAACACAGCAGAACUCCCAUCUAUUGCCGGCGAAACUUCGCUGUUAUCAAAAGCACCAUGGCUCUUAUAUCUAGAGCAAGAGCUUGUUCCAGAAUCUUUAAAUGAUUUCACCGGGGUGGAAGCUAAGAUACUAAGUCUCAUACGAGAUAUGCUCCUUUCCAUUGCAGCAAGCAACGUCGAGUCAAUUGUAGACAACGCCGUUCAGCAGAUCCAAAAGUGCUACAUAACAAACUACCUGAAGGAAGAGUCUCCAGAUAGACAGCAAACUGACCAUGGCGCGGAGGGCCUGCUGCAUAGCGUGUGCACGUUUGUGUUUGACCUUGCAAGUCAGCUUCCCUACGUCGAUGCUAAACACGAGGCUUUAGCACUCCUCUUAGUCGGGCUAAAAGCGAAUGCACCGAUGGAGUUUAACAACCAAAAUCCACAGCUUAUUUAUAUGAAUGGGCCGUUGCUGAUGGUAUCAGGCGAGGCAUGGAAUAAUUCCCAUGUUGGCGAUUACGCCGGAAAUGAUAGAGAUUUAAAAAAUAAUUGCAGCAAGUCCGUCAACGUUUCGGCCUUCAUUGCCCGGCUUUUGAAUGAAGGGAUGCUGGGUGCUGAUGGACUACACUGGGCGGGGCGUGAUCUCAUGGUUGGCCUUGAGACUGCCGAGUUUGAUUCCAAAGACCAGACUCAGGUUUGUCAGGCCACUAUUGCCGUAUUGUACAUCCUGCUUGCGGGUCGUCUAAUAGCUCAAGAAGUCAGACAGCCUACGGUAGAAUUAACCCAUCCAUUGACUCGAGGUAGAUGGACAAUCUGGGCAAGCCGCCUCGAAGAUAUUUCUCGCGCUGCUCCAGAUGAUGCCGAGUGGUGUCUUGGAUUGGAGGCCAAGAAGGCUCAUAAGGGAAUGGUCACGCUUUACUCGGAAAUCAUCCACGAGUAUUAAGAAUUUUUAGAAUCAAAAUAUAGUACAAUCCAUGUAAUAAAUGGUAGACUGACAAUCCAACGUUAGAGCUGUCAUGAGGUAUGCUUGAAAAGGAUUUCCU
This is a messenger RNA of Truncatella angustata, 1165 nucleotides long. RefSeq lists its product as uncharacterized. The coding region runs from base 139 to 1065 and encodes 308 amino acids. The record is from RefSeq and is a predicted model, not a curated record. The transcript is spliced from 3 exons. NCBI's taxonomy places the organism in Eukaryota, Fungi, Ascomycota, Sordariomycetes, Amphisphaeriales, Sporocadaceae.